AUGGCGUCUACCACCGUGAGCAAGCCGCUCAACUCCGAGCCUGCCGACCCUCAAGAGCGCAAGAAGCAUAGUUUGCCUGCAAAGUCGUUCGCCGAUUCGGUUCAGGGGACCGCUGCUGGCGGCGGCGAGUCGCAACCUCACUCCCCGAUCAAAUCGUAUGCGAGCUCGGCGACAGCCGUGGACGACAAGGAGCAGUUGGACGACGACAAGCUUGUCUAUGAGAAACACAGGAGUAGCACUGGGACUGACAUCUUGACGACCGUCAAGCCUGACGACAAGUAUGAGCAGUCGUUGAAGCAGAAUGGAGCCACUACGCAGCGAGAGAAGAGCAAGAAUGGACGCACAAAGAAGCAGGACACGACGGAGCAGGCUCUAGCCAGUGGUCGGAAGGCAGGUGCUGGCUGGCAACGAUCUGCUAUACGCUGGGCGCCCCUCAGCGUCCCGCUUCAGCGGCGGUUACAGACGACAGCGGUACUCAUCCACUCCGUUUCGAUCGCAUUGUUUCUGUCAACCUUCUUAUUUCUCUGCGCCAUCCCGCUAACAUGGCCCAUCCUGGUUCCAUAUCUGGUCUAUAGCUUCAUUUGGUGCGACCAGGCCACGUCCGGUACCCUCACUCGUCGUUCGCAACGUUUGCGCCGCUCUAAGAUCUGGUCCGCCUUCGCCUCGUACUUUCCGGCCCGUCUGCACCGCACCGUCAAGCUCGAGCCUCACAGGAAGUACAUCUUCGGAUAUCACCCCCAUGGCAUCAUCAGUCACGGAGCCUUCGCCGCCUUCGCUACAGAGGCCCUAGGCUUCACCGACCUGUUCCCUGGCAUCACAAACACAUUGCUAACACUGGACUCCAACUUUCGUAUCCCCCUUUACCGCGACUAUGCUCUAGCCAUGGGACUGGCGUCCGUCUCCAAAGAGUCCAUCGAGAAUCUUCUGUCCAAAGGCGGUGUCAACGGCGAAGGUAUGGGCAGGGCUGUCACCAUCGUCGUGGGUGGAGCAAGGGAAUCCUUGAACGCUGAGCCGCACAGCCUCCGCCUCGUGCUCAAUAGCCGUAAGGGGUUCGUUAAGCUCGCGAUCCGUCAGGGUGCGGAUCUCGUUCCCGUGCUAGCGUUCGGAGAGAAUGAUCUCUAUGAACAGAUCGAUAGUGAGGCCCACCCAUGGAUCCACAAGACGCAAAUGCUGGUCAAGAAGAUGGCGGGUUUCACAGUACCUUUGUUUCAUGCUAGAGGGAUUUUCAACUAUGAUGUUGGUAUGAUGCCGUAUAGGAAAGCCGUCAACAUUGUGGUGGGCCGGCCCAUCCAGGUCGUCCAGCAGGGACAGCAUGAUGGUCGGGUUCAGGAAGAUUAUCUGGACGAGGUACAUGCGAACUAUGUGGAGGAGUUGAGGAGAUUGUGGGAAGAGCACAAGGAUACGUUUGCGAAGGAUCGUGUGACUGAGCUGGAGCUCGUCGAGUAG
This is a messenger RNA of Cyphellophora europaea CBS 101466, 1446 nucleotides long. RefSeq lists its product as uncharacterized. Bases 1 to 1446 code for a protein of 481 amino acids. The transcript is spliced from 3 exons. Lineage: Eukaryota; Fungi; Ascomycota; Eurotiomycetes; Chaetothyriales; Cyphellophoraceae. The record is from RefSeq and is a predicted model, not a curated record. Gene Ontology annotation, cellular component: endoplasmic reticulum membrane. Gene Ontology annotation, molecular function: diacylglycerol O-acyltransferase activity. Gene Ontology annotation, biological process: triglyceride biosynthetic process.